AUGUCUGCAAAUGCAUCAUCUGACCUGUUUCUAUCACUGGAGAAGCUGGAUUUACCUAAUGCAUAUAUCUACCCAGCCUUUUUAUCUGGGCUUUUAACAUAUAUAUUCAUCAUGUUUUGCAACUUGUUGGUGUUAGUGGCUAUUGCUGCAAGUAAGAAGUUACACAAACCCAUGUUCAUCCUGCUGUUCAACUUGCCAGUCAGUCACAUGAUAACUGCAACAGCUUUUUUCCCUCACUUUGUUUUGAGCAUUGUGACAAAGCGAAGACUCAUCCCCCCUCCUGCGUGUAUUACUCAGGCGUUUCUGGUUCAUCUCUGUGGUACAGGAAACUUGCUGAUCUUAAGCGCUAUGGCAUAUGACAGAUAUGUUGCAAUAUGUCGUCCUCUGAGGUAUAAUGCAGUCAUGACUCCCCAUAAUUUAGUUAAAAUUAUAAUUCUAAUAUGGUUUAUUAGUUUUUCUCUGAUUUUUACUUUGAUAAUGCUGGUUGCACAGUUUAAACUUUGCAGAACAAACAUAGUGGAUCUCUACUGUAACAAUCCAUCGCUGGUAAAACUGGUGUGUGAGGACACCAGGGUGAAUAAUUAUUAUGGAAUACUCGUUAUAUUUAUAGUACAAGGUGGUUCGUUUUUAAUCGUAAUAUACAUGUACACGCAGAUCUUGUACACUUGUUUAAAGACAAAUCAGUCUGAUGCUCAGAAAAAAGCCAUUCAGACAUGUGGCUCACAUUUAGCCGUGUUUUUAAUCUUACAGAUAAAUACUACCUUCACACUUGCAGCUCACCGGAUUAAAAAUGCGUCCCCUUACAUUAGGAGGGCCCUCGGUGUAUCAGUUUUAAUUUUCCCCCCUAUUCUUGACCCCAUUAUAUAUGGACUGAAAAUUACAGAACUGAAACAGGCCAUAGUAAAGUUUUUAGGGAGAAGUUUCAAGUCGUAG
Molecule: messenger RNA, 933 nt
Organism: Sphaeramia orbicularis (orbiculate cardinalfish)
Lineage: Eukaryota; Metazoa; Chordata; Actinopteri; Kurtiformes; Apogonidae
Product: olfactory receptor 52B2-like
Exons: 1
Coding region: 1-933 (310 amino acids)
Biological process (GO): detection of chemical stimulus involved in sensory perception of smell; G protein-coupled receptor signaling pathway
Cellular component (GO): membrane
Molecular function (GO): olfactory receptor activity; G protein-coupled receptor activity; odorant binding
Source: RefSeq, a predicted model, not a curated record